GUGAUACCACCACACUAGUGACCUUAAAGUGAUGGCGGCCGUAGUCUUGACCUCACUAUGAUGGUGGUCAUGUUUCGGUUUACAUCACCGUGAUGACAGCUGGUUCCGCACUUUGAAUGGGACGGAUGGAGCCGCUGGGCUCGUGUGGGGUCGUGAUGUCUCCGCUCUUGCAGCGCUAUGUGGCGGCUAUGGUGCUGAGCGGAGCGGCCGACGCGCUCGGCUACAAAGGUGGAUCCUGGGAGUUCUGCCGCAGUGGCCUGAAGAUCCAUGACGAACUACGGGAGGCAGGCGGCUGUCGGGGCCUCAACGUGACGGGAUGGGUGGUCAGCGACGACACGGUGAUGCACCUGGCGACGGCCGAGGCCUUGGCGGCCGCUUCGCAUCCGGAGAAAGCGCUGGAGAAGCUGUACCUGCGGCUGGCUCGGGGUUAUAAGGACAGCAUGAAUGACAUGGACGGGAGAGGGCCGGGAUUAACGUGUAUAAGUGCCACCGCGUUGCUGAAACCAAAUGCUCCCAACGGAUGGAAGAUCCCGUUUAACCCAAAAGGCGGUGGCUGCGGUGCUGCCAUGCGGGCAAUGUGUAUUGGGCUGCGGUAUCCCCAACCCCACCAGUUAGAAACACUGAUUGCAGUGUCUGUUGAAAGCGGUCGAAUGACCCACCACCACCCCACGGGUUACCUGGGGGCAGUGGCGGCCGCAUUGUUCACCGCAUAUGCUGUCAAUGGGAAGCCUGUAGAGAGCUGGGGUAAAGGCCUGAUGGAAGUGUUGGAGAAAGCCAAGACGUAUGUGCAGAACUCUCAGCAGUAUGCUGAAGAAAACCUGGCUGCGUGGUCCUAUUUUGAAAAUCAAUGGAAUAAGUACCUUCAGGACCGAGGCAUUAUGGAUGGGGUUUCAAAGCCAAUUUUUCCAGAGCCUUAUGGUGUGGCUGAGCGUGAUAAAUUCUAUGCCUCUGUCAGCUAUAGUGGCUGGGGUGGAGCCAGUGGGCAUGAUGCCCCCAUGAUAGCCUACGAUGCUAUCCUGGGCUCAGGCGAUUCAUGGGAGGAGCUCUGUAACAGAGCAGUUUUCCAUGGUGGCGAUAGUGAUUCUACUGGUGCAAUAGCGGCGGCCUGGUGGGGAGCCAUGUAUGGCUUUCAUGGGGUUCCUGCAUCCAACUAUGAAGGCUUAGAGUAUCGUAGCAGAUUGGAGUCUGUGGCAGCAAAAUUGUUCCAUUUAAGUAACUCAACUAAGUCAGAAGACUCACAGAAAACUUGUUCAAGCUCUUAACCUCUGUUCUACUAAUCACUAGUUAAUCAGAAAUUGUUAAUCCAAAAUAUAAAAGCCUGUUUGCCUGGGAAAUGGUUUACUUUUGUACCUGCCGCCUUUCACCUUUCUAACCAGCAAAAUGUGCCAUAUGUUACCAAGCGGGUUAUGGUGAAUAAAGGUGUGAAUGAAAGGCCACCUUGGAAUGUCUAAAUUCUGAAUAGUAGAAGGAACACACAAUGCACUAUUUUCACAGGAGAGAUCAAGACUUAGUUCCAGAGAACAUAAUUUCACUUGCAAAGAAUGAAAGUUGAGAAUUUAUAAAUAGAAUGGUAUAAUUUUGAUAUGGCCAGAGGAACUGGAAAUAAUAAAAUUUAGAAGUCUGUUUUUUAAAAAUAAAGUUCAAGGCUUUAUGCACCUUAAUUAUACAACUAAGAAAUCUUUGUGUAGUUCUGAGCAUUAUCAUACCUGCUAAAUUCACAACUAUGUUAAUGUGCAUGUAACGAGCUGCACGGUUUCACUACUAAUGUAAUGGUUUUUUUGUAAUGUUCACUGCUGAAGUAACAGUUUCUCUGUAGCAACAAUGGGUUAUGGCUGGAGAUAACAAGACUGGCCAACAUGCAUCCACAAUCAGGAUUUUGUUGCCGUCUUGUGAAUUUGGAAGCAGUUGAUUUCACAGGCGAGAGAGAGAGAGGGGGCACUCGGAACGAAGGUCCGAAGGACAGCAACGAUCAGAGGAGGUCGCUGGGGACCGAUUGGCCUAUGAGUGAGCUCCAACUUUCUGCACAGACUGUUUAAUGAGAUUUGGGCCUUUUUUUAAUAUUUCAUUUCUCUACUAACCAUAUUGUCAAAGUAAGAGUUAUAAAGCUUAAUCCUUUAAUUGCU
Molecule: messenger RNA, 2123 nt
Organism: Hypanus sabinus (Atlantic stingray)
Lineage: Eukaryota; Metazoa; Chordata; Chondrichthyes; Myliobatiformes; Dasyatidae
Product: ADP-ribosylhydrolase ARH1-like
Exons: 3
Coding region: 117-1262 (381 amino acids)
Biological process (GO): protein de-ADP-ribosylation
Molecular function (GO): magnesium ion binding; ADP-ribosylarginine-[protein] hydrolase activity
Source: RefSeq, a predicted model, not a curated record